This is a messenger RNA of Notothenia coriiceps (black rockcod), 1122 nucleotides long. Its product is annotated as monoacylglycerol lipase ABHD12-like. Gene Ontology annotation, cellular component: endoplasmic reticulum membrane. NCBI's taxonomy places the organism in Eukaryota, Metazoa, Chordata, Actinopteri, Perciformes, Nototheniidae. Bases 168 to 1118 code for a protein of 316 amino acids. The transcript has 11 exons. Gene Ontology annotation, molecular function: phosphatidylcholine lysophospholipase A1 activity; monoacylglycerol lipase activity. Gene Ontology annotation, biological process: monoacylglycerol catabolic process; phosphatidylserine catabolic process. The record is from RefSeq and is a predicted model, not a curated record.
GACCUGCUUUUGUCUGCAUUUCACAUUCACAACAGUCAUGCUGCCAGGAAGAGCUCAGCAGGCUUUUCUCUCAGCUCUCCACUGAAACCAGGAAAAGGCAACACGACAUAGAACACUGAAUCUAUUUGAUUAUUUCUGCAGAAAGUAAGUGUUUGAGCCGCUUCAGGAUGAAGAGAGCUGCGUGUUUCCUGAUCUCUGUGUACGCAGCAGCUCCUGUCAUCCUCUACCUGCUGCCCUGGAUCCUGGGACAUGUCAUAUUCUGUCACUUCUUGAAGUUUCCAUUCUCGGUGGAUCUGAGCCGACCUGCAGACGUCCUGAACCACACCUGCAACUUCUACCUCAGCCCGGAGGAGGGGGUCUCCGUGGGGGUCUGGCAUACGCUUCCUGCCAGCCAAUGGGAGGGGUCCGUGGGGAGGGGACCUGAGUGGUACCGGGAGGCCCUGGGCGAUGGCCGGCCUGUUAUUAUCUAUCUCCAUGGAAACUUAGGGACCAGAGCUAUACAUCACAGAGUGGAGCUGGUGAAGAUUUUAAGUGCUGCAGGUUACCACGUCUUAUCCUUAGACUACAGAGGUUUUGGAGACUCCACUGGAGAGCCCAGUGAGGAAGGGUUAACCAGGGACGCCCUCUGCCUGCACGACUGGGUACUGCAGCACAGCAGGGGGUCUGCAGUGGCUCUGUGGGGACACUCUCUGGGAUCAGGAGUGGCAACCAAUACUGCAGUGAAAUUACAAGAUCAAGGCACUGCUGUUGACGCUGUGAUUCUGGAAGCUGCGUUCACAACAAUCGGAGAAGUGGUCGCCAUUCAUCCCGUCACGAAGAUGUACAUGUUCCUGCCAGGAUUUGAGAGCUUGAUUUGGAGCAUUUUGCACAUGAACAACAUUGUGUUUGCUAGUGAUAAAAAUUUGCAGACGGUGAGCAGUCCUCUCCUCAUCCUGCAUUCAGAGGACGAUCACAUUGUUCCCUAUCAAAUGGGGCUGAAGCUGUACGAGAUAUCCCUGCAGGCUCAGAAACAGUAUAAAACAGAUGUCCAGGUGGAGAUGAUUUCCUACAGCGCAGAUCUGGGGUACUCCCACAACAACAUCUACUUAGACCCAAAUCUGACCAACAAGCUCGGGUAAGUUU